CCCUCCCAUACUCCUCCAUUGCCAUCUCCACACCCAUAUUUUCUCACAUAUUUUCACUGCAACCAUACACUCUGACCAUCCAAACACUACAAACAAAAAUCGCCACCGUUCAGUUAUGGCGCCGAGAGAGAAGACGGCGACCGCCGUUAGGGUGAACGGUAACGGAAACGUGAAGGAGGUGCAUUUUAGAGGCGUGAGGAAGAGGCCGUGGGGAAGGUACGCCGCCGAGAUCAGAGAUCCCGGCAAGAAGAGCCGGGUCUGGCUCGGAACCUUCGACACGGCGGAGGAAGCCGCCCGGGCCUACGACAACGCCGCCAGAGAUUUCCGCGGUGCCAAGGCCAAGACAAACUUCCCUCUCCUUUCGGAAAAUGUUAGCCUGAAUAUUACAAAUAAUAAUAAUAAUAAUAAUAAUAUAAAUAUUAAUAAUAAAAUUAGUGGCGGAAGCAACAAUCAAAGCCCGAGCCAGAGCAGCACGGUGGAGUCCUCCAGCCGUGAGCCGCCGGCUCUGAUGGUCGAUUCCUCGCCGUUUGAUCUAAAUCUCGCUCACGGUGUUAGCUCCGGAGGAUUCAGCCCCGCGCCGAUGAGGUUCCCCUUCCAGCACCACCAGGUUCCGGGAAUCGGACCUGUCAUCCGAGUCCCGGCUUCCUCCGCGGCAGCCGCGAAUCACAUGCUCUAUUUCGACUCGGUGUUCAGAGCCGGCAUGUUGAAGAACCACCAAAUUCAUCAACGGCUGAGAUUCGAUCACCACAACUUCCACCAGCAUGAUUUCCAAGCCGCUGGUGGUGGUAGUUUCGCCGGUGGGGCCCAGAGCGACUCGGACUCGUCCUCGGUGGUCGAUCUGAACCAGAACGAUCUGCCUCGCGGCGGCGGCGGAGGCGGAGGGUUCGAUCUCAACCUCCCUCCUCCACCGGAACUCGCCUGAUUUUGUUUUUGGAGAAGAGCCCGGCGGCCGGCUGAGUUAAUAGGAAAUCUUCAAUUUCAGUUUUUUGUUCUUUCUAAUUUUAGUUUUAUAAUUUACGAAUUUCUAAGAUAGAAAAAGAAAAAAAAAAAUACGCUGAGAGCAACCAAUUAAAGAAGCUCCAUGUGAAUACGUAGCUGAUCGGAUCAUCAUCCUUUUUUUUUGCAGCAGCGAAACUCCACCGUGUUUCAAUCUGUUGUUCGGAAUUAGACACCCCUUGUUUUUUCAAUGUCAAUUUUCAGUUGUAAUCUCCCGUUUCAGCAAUAAUUAUUUUCCCCUAAAUGUAA
This is a messenger RNA of Pyrus x bretschneideri (Chinese white pear), 1245 nucleotides long. Its product is annotated as ethylene-responsive transcription factor 4. Gene Ontology annotation, biological process: regulation of DNA-templated transcription. The record is from RefSeq and is a predicted model, not a curated record. Gene Ontology annotation, molecular function: DNA-binding transcription factor activity; DNA binding. Lineage: Eukaryota; Viridiplantae; Streptophyta; Magnoliopsida; Rosales; Rosaceae. The coding region runs from base 116 to 922 and encodes 268 amino acids. The transcript has a single exon.